This is a messenger RNA of Arvicanthis niloticus (Nile rat), 1843 nucleotides long. It is a transcript of the gene Ccdc137, whose product is annotated as coiled-coil domain containing 137. Gene Ontology annotation, cellular component: nucleus. Lineage: Eukaryota; Metazoa; Chordata; Mammalia; Rodentia; Muridae. The record is from RefSeq and is a predicted model, not a curated record.
GGAAGCGGAAGUGAUGCUCUCAGGCGGCCAGCAAGAGGGCGGAAAUAGUUCCGUGCAGGACGCUCCUGGGGUAGUAAUGGCGAGGCCCGGGGUAGCGCGGGCCACCGCGCGAUCGGCCGGUCUUGGAGGCUCGAGACAGCCGCAAGCGCGGCGGCAGCAGCAGCAGUCGCAGGGACAGCAGCGCUCGGCCUCACGGCCGGGACAGCGCAGCAAAGAAAAGAAGAAAGUGAAUUGCAAGCCUAAGAACCAGGAUGAGCAAGAAAUCCCUUUCCGGCUCCGGGAGAUUAUGAGGAGCCGACAGGAGAUGAAAAAGACGCUAAGUAACAAGAAGAGAAAAAAAGAGGCCCAGGUGGCUUUCAAGAAGACAUUGGAAAAGGAAGCAAAGGGAGAGGAGCCAGACAUCACUGUCCCCAAGUUCAAGCAACGGAAGGGAGAGUCUGAUGUGGCCUACGUCCAGCGCAUGGAACAGGAGGCCCAGCAUGUACUGUUUCUUAGCAAGAACCAGGCCACUCGGCAGCCAGAGGUGCAGGCAGCUCCCAAGAAGGAGAAGUCUGAGCGGAAGAAAACGUUCCAGAAACGACGACUUGAAAAGGCCCAGAAGAAAAGGGAAGCAAGGGCAGUGGACAGAUUGGAGCAGGAGCUGCUAAGAGAUACUGUGACGUUUGGAGAAGUUGUGCUGCAGCCCCCAGAGCUGACAGUACAGCCUAGAAGGAGCACAAUCAAAGAUGCGCCUGGCAAGAAAUCACUAAUGCUGAGGAUGCUGUUGGGCCCUGGUGGUGGGUCCCCGGCUCCAGCCACCUCACUGGCCCGCCAGCGGAUCCUGGGGGAAGAGCGGGAACGGGCUGUGCAGGCUUACAGAGCCCUGAAGAAGCUCCAUCGACAGGAAGUGACACCUGCACAGCCAUCAGGCAGCUCUUCCCAGAGGCAGCUCCAGACUUGUCUAUGAUGCAGAGACACAGGGGUCUAAUCCCCUGGAAAGGGAGAGACAGCAGAUGUCUGAUCCUGGAUAGGGUCCUGAGAGUAAGCUUUCAGUUUGGAAGGGUGCUUUUCCUUCCCCUGAAGACUGUCCUUUUAAGAGUGACCAUCACUGUAUCCCAUCUCUUAUAGGGCAAGUUCCCCCAACACUUGCCUGAGACACAGCUGGAAAGGCUGGUACUUUCCUGGGCCUAAGUUCAUUCUGAAACAAGUCUCGGCUGGGACAAGCCAGGACCACUGUAGAAAGGACUCAAUCCCUUAAUCCAGCUAAUUACUGAAGAAGCUGCUGGUGUAGGUCAGCCUAUUGUUUUAAGACAGCUUCCAUGGCCUCACUGCAACCAUUGGAAGGUAGGGACAGCAAAGCAGGUUAGCGGGACAGUGAAAGAGCAGAUAUACCAAGGGAAGGGGGUCCUGGCAGUCAGCACCUUUUUUUUUCUUUAUUUGCCUGCAGGGGUCUGUACAUGAGACCAGAACUCUCAGCCCACGUUUGGUUUGGGUAGAGGCGGGGUGUUGGUAUUGGCUGAGUGCCUUGAGGUAUGCACAUGGAAACCAGGUUUCAGUGGUUGACGCAGCAGAGUUUUUAUACCAAAAGGGUAGUGGCAAAAGAAUUGGGAGUUCAAAGCUGGUCUUGACUUUAAGCAAAUGUGAUGCCUGCCUGAACAGGUUAGGAGAGUGUCUCAAAACCUUCCCUAGACAUCAAAAGAGCUCAGCUUGGACGCUGCUGGGGAAGCCCACAGUCCUCCAGGAUACCUAGGAGCCUCCCUCCAUCAAAGCUGGUCCUGGAGCCCAAGUGGAGUGCUUUUAGUCCCUCUUCCAAAUGUGCGUUUUCCAGAGUGAAGUUUAUUAAAGCUUUUGUUUUGCUCUUUAA